AUGGCCUCAGGAAAUGACUCUUCAGUGACUGAGUUUGUCCUGCUGGGAUUAACACAACAGCCAGAGCUGCAGCUGCCCCUCUUCUUCCUGUUCUUAGGCAUCUAUGUCAUGGCUGUGGUGGGGAACCUGGGCCUGAUUGUUCUCAUUGUUCUGAACCCUCACCUGCACACUCCCAUGUACUACUUCCUCUUCAACCUUUCCUUUGUGGAUCUCUGCUACUCCUGUGUCAUAACACCCAGAAUGCUGAUGAGUUUUGUGAAAGAGAACAUCAUCCCCUAUGCUGAGUGCAUGACUCAACUCUUUUUCUUCUGCUUCUUUGUAAUUGAUGAGUGCUAUAUCUUGACAUGUAUGGCCUAUGACCGCUAUGUGGCCAUCUGCAAGCCCCUGCUGUACAAGGUCACCAUGUCUCCUCAGAUCUGUCUUGUGUUGACAGCAUGGACCUAUGCAAUGGGGUUUGCUGGUGCCGUGGCCCACACUGGAAGCAUGCUGAGACUCAAUUUCUGUGAUGGCAACUUCAUCAAUCAUUUUGCAUGUGACAUUCAUCCACUUCUCCAGCUCUCCUGCACAAGCACCUACAUCAAUGAGCUGGUGGCUUUUAUUGUGGUGGGCAUCAACAUCACAGUGCCCAGUGUCACUCUGUUUAUUUCCUAUAGCCAGAUCCUCUUCAACAUCCUCCACAUCCAUUCUACCCAAGGCCGAUUCAAAGCCUUCCGUACCUGCAGUUCCCACAUAAUUGCUGUGUGUCUUUUCUUUGGAGCUGGGGCCUUCAUGUUUCUUAAGCCCUCUCCUGCUGGCUCUCUACCUCAAGAUAAAGUAGCCACUAUUUUUUAUACCAUUGUGGGUCCAAUGCUGAAUCCUUUUAUCUACAGUUUGAGGAACAAGGAUGUACAUUCUGCACUGAGUAAGACGAUACGACUAAAACUGCUUGGUGUCUUUUUGGGAAAAGAACAUUAG
Messenger RNA from Ochotona princeps (American pika), 954 nucleotides. RefSeq names its product olfactory receptor 8B3-like. Gene Ontology annotation, biological process: G protein-coupled receptor signaling pathway; sensory perception of smell. The coding region runs from base 1 to 954 and encodes 317 amino acids. Gene Ontology annotation, cellular component: membrane. The transcript has 2 exons. NCBI's taxonomy places the organism in Eukaryota, Metazoa, Chordata, Mammalia, Lagomorpha, Ochotonidae. The record is from RefSeq and is a predicted model, not a curated record. Gene Ontology annotation, molecular function: G protein-coupled receptor activity; odorant binding; olfactory receptor activity.